Molecule: messenger RNA, 11284 nt
Organism: Nanorana parkeri
Lineage: Eukaryota; Metazoa; Chordata; Amphibia; Anura; Dicroglossidae
Gene: STARD9
Product: StAR related lipid transfer domain containing 9
Exons: 37
Coding region: 56-11071 (3671 amino acids)
Biological process (GO): microtubule-based movement
Molecular function (GO): microtubule binding; lipid binding; ATP binding
Source: RefSeq, a predicted model, not a curated record
GUCAUGUAGCGGUGCUGUAUGCCGGAGCGGGACAUGAGGCUCUCUCGCUGUAGACAUGGCCAACGUAAAGGUAGCUCUCCGGGUGCGACCCCUGAGCAAAAGAGAGAUUGCAGAAGGAGCAAGAGUCAUACUGAAUGUCGACGACAAAAUAGCAAGGAUUAAAAAUAUAAAGCUGGAUUAUAGAGCAGAUGGCUGCGGGGACACCAGAGAGCGGCACAUGGAAUUUGGCUUCGAUUACUGCUAUUUCUCUGUAGAUCCUGAUGAUCCAAAAUAUGCAUCUCAGGAAGUGGUAUUUCAAGAUCUGGGUACUACGGUACUCUCAGAGGCCAUUACGGGAUAUAAUGUGUGUUUAUUUGCCUAUGGACAGACUGGCUCAGGGAAAACAUACACCAUGAUGGGAACUCCGACGUCUGUUGGAUUAACACCCCGUAUUUGUGAGGGUCUGUUCUGCUAUAAUGCUGACUCCCUAGGUGCCCCAUCAUCAUGCCGGAUAGAAGUGAGCUUUCUAGAAAUUUAUAAUGAGCGUGUCCGGGACUUGUUACAUCAAGCAGACCAGAAGAAACCUUACACUUUGCGGGUUCGAGAACACCCAGAAAAAGGGCCAUAUGUACAAGGGUUAUCCCAGCAUGUAGUCACCAGUUAUGAAGAAGUAGUAGCCUUGCUGGAGGAAGGAAUGGAGAACAGGAUUACAGCAGCUACUCAUAUCCAUGAUGCCAGCAGUCGGUCCCAUGCUAUUUUCACCAUCCAGUAUACUCAGGCCAUUUUUGAAGAUAACUUGCCAUCAGAAAUAACAAGCAAAGUUAACCUGGUGGAUUUAGCAGAAAGAGCUUCUCCAAAUUACUGCAAAGAUCGUCUGACAGAAGGCUCCAACAUCAACAGAUCACUAGUGACGCUUGGCAUUGUUAUCUCUGCAUUAGCUCAGAAUUCUCAGAUGAGCAGUAGCUGCCAGAGCAUCAACAGCAUUAUCAGCGACGGGGAUAGUGGAAUCCAAGGCAGCAGCCCAUCUGGAAGUAGCAUCAGCGGAUCAAAGCGCCAGCCAUUUGUACCCUACAGAGACUCCAUCUUGACAUGGCUUUUAAAGGACAGUCUUGGAGGCAACUCAAAAACAAUCAUGAUUGCCACUGUGUCUCCUGCAAGCAGCAGCUACAAUGAGACCAUGAGCACCUUGAGAUAUGCUUCUAAUGCCAAAAACAUCAUCAACAAGCCUCGAGUGAAUGAGGAUACCAAUGUUAAACUGAUCCGAGAGCUAAGAGAAGAAAUUAACAGACUGAAAGCUAUGUUGAGGAACUUUGAAAUGAGAACUACGAGUCCUGCAUUCAGUGAGGAGCGAGAUGGGAAUAUUACGGAAUUGGUACGACAGAAUGAAUUAAAGAUUGAGCAGCUCACCAAAGACUGGACAGACAAGUGGACUGAUAAAGCAGCCCUUAUGGAGCAAUAUAAUGUGGACAUCGACCAUGGGAAAGCUAGAGUGACCAUUGAUUCUGGUUUACCUCAUCUCAUUGCUAUGGAUGAUGAUAUCCUUAGCACCGGGGUGGUGAUUUAUCAUCUAAAGGAGGGAACAACGAACAUUGGGAAGGGCGAUCACGAUAUUGUGUUGCAGGCUGAAUGCACUGAGCAGGAUCACUGUGUAAUCGAGAACAAUUUUGGAGUUGUGGAACUGCGGCCAGUCUCAGGAGCUCUAUGCACAGUCAAUGGGCAAGAAGUCACGGAUGUCUGUCGCCUCUCCCAAGGAGCUGUAAUUGUUUUAGGGAAGUCUCAUAGAUUUCGAUUUAACCACCCAGCAGAGGCCGCUGUCCUGAGGCAAAUGAGAUCUGACAGCCAGGCAUCCUUUGUGGGUGACUCUUCCCUGGACUGGCUGGACCUGUCUGGAGAUUAUUCUUCCGAAGAGAAUUCUCUCAUCUUCAACACCAGUUCAGAGAUAGUGUCUGAGGAUUGUCAGCAACGAAUAAAAGAUCUGGAAUCUUCUUGUCAGCAACAAGUGGAAGAGCAGCAGAGAUAUGUGGAAGAUUUGAAAAGGCAGAUCCGGGUUGCACAGGUGAAGGGAGAGAAUGAACUGGAACAGGAACAGACGCUGAUCAAUCAGCAAAUAGAAGAAAACCAGCAGUGGCUUCUGAAAGAGACGCAGCGGCUGACAGCAGUCUGUCAACAAAGAAAGGAAUCUGCAGUACAAACCGAGUUCAAAACAUAUGCAGAGGUUGAAAUACAGAACUGUGUACAAACUGAAAUCCAGCCAUCCCCAGAGGAGCUGAACAGAAAGCAGCUGUUGCAGCUGGAACUUCUGCGCAAAUGCUCACUUCGGAGGGCUGAGCGAAAUAUCAGGAGGAAAAGAGUGAAAUUUCAGCUAGACAGGAUUGUAAAAAAGCAAAAACUCUUAGAAGCAAAGAAAACCCUUCAGCAGCUGGAGGCUGCAUGCUGGAUUAAUGAAGAUGCACUGAAGCCAACUUAUCUACACAUACCUAAACUUAAAGAACCUGUAGUACGUUCCACAUCACCAGAUAGAACUAGAACUUCUUCUUCUAUAUUUUCAUACUAUAGGAGGCGUUCUUUACCUUGGACUUUGCAGACACUUCCUACAUACAGUGCCCUCUUAAAAAGAAAAUGUAAAAGUGAGCUGUUACAAAAAUCCAAGACCCGUGAAAACAAAAAGCCUCUACGAGCUUUGUCAAUAGAUUGUCUUAAAACCUCACCCACUUGUGGCAGCUGUGAUGAAGUUGACAAUGAAUCAUCCAUUUUAGAAGUUGGAACUACACAAGCAGAAAACAGAACCAUCAACCUACUCAUAAGUCACAGGAAUUCCGGUGUUACCUUUUUUCCAAGUGAUCCACAAAUGAGCAAAAAACGGCAAAAAAUGGAUAAAGCUGGUGGGAGAUCAAGAGGACUUUACGGCUGCCCUACUGAGCCACCAAAGAAGAGAAAUGCAAGGGCUGCUAUAAAUACAGGAACCAAGGACACAAAAUUAAAAGAAACCAAAAAACAGUCACAACCCACUGCUGGAAUACCUAGAAAGAACACAGUGUUGGAGAAGAUCAAACCAACAGCAAAGAGCGAGUGCGUCAAAUCUCCACCAGAAAAAUAUGCCAAGAAUAUUCAGAGAUCACCUGGCCCAGGAAAGAUUGCUCCUAGAGAUGCAUUUACAGUGAAGGGAGCAAGAGGAAACAUGACAACAUCAAUGCCAAAUACUAAAACAAAACCAGUUAAUGUGGCUAAUAAAAUAUCAUCUUCUGUUGACAACAUAUCCAAGCUUAACAACCAUCCUGAAGAUCGCCAUGUAACUGAUAGGAGGUGGAUGAGCACAGAUAGACUCAAUAAGGGACUUUUGAGAUCUAGUAUACAAAGACUAGAACACGGGAAAGAGGAUGAAAGCAGUGACUCUUCUGAUGGUGAAAGCUUCUAUUCUGUAGAUUCUCUGUCUUCUGCAUAUGCUAAUGCCUUAAAUGAACAACUAAAGCAGGAAGAAAGAGAGAAACAGAAAUUCGGCAGGAGGGAUUCAGACAGUGAGGACAGCCAAAUGUCACAGGACUCCUUGGUGGAAAGAGAAAACAAAAAAGAUAGACCCAAUAAACGAAAAUAUAACAGAUACAAGACAAUUGUGACUCAUUCUGGCUCUCCUAAUAGUUUAACAGAAUAUCACAACUCAUUUCCUUUAGUCACAACUGGGUCCGUGACCACUGGAUUCUCCAAAAGUUUUUCUCUGGACAGUUUGGCUGAUGCUGAUGAAGUACCAGAUGUGGAUUCAUCUGAGGAACGUCCAGCAGAGAUCUUCUGGAAGCUUCAGAGUCCUAGGUGUGUAAAUAUGAAUGAUGAUGACCAGAAGAAUGUAGACAUUACAACUACUGGAGAAAAUACAGCUCUACAAAGAAGUGCCUCAUUUUACCUUAAGAUGAAUGAGGGUGCUACCAUGGGAUACAGAGAUACCUCCACACCUUUGAAUGUUCCUGAUGUAAAAUCCCAGCAAAUUGACCCUAGUCCACCUGUUCUUAAUGGUGAACAUACUUUGCUUUUAUCACCAAGUGAAAAGUGUACUGUAGAACCUGUUGUAAAUGAUCUACAUCAAGACGUUACUGGUGCUGACGGUUGGGCUGCUAAAACAGAUUCAGACUUCACACAAGAUGAAGGGAAGGAAGUAUCUACUAAAAAUAAUGUUAUUAAAAGCAGACCUAGGGCAUGUCCUGAUAUAAAAGAAGAAUUGAAUGCACAGUACUGUGUGGGUACAGAACCACUUCACGAAAAUCUAAAUAUGUGUAACCUUGAGGGAGAUCAUCCAAAUACUAGUUAUAGCAAAGUAAAAUGUUUAGAAAACAAAAAGCCUGUUUAUGAAUGUAAUAAUAUUGACAAUGAUUGUUCUAGUAAACAUUUAGGUGAAUUCAGUACAUCAAAGGAUCAUCCUAAUUUUCCCGAUGUAUCACACAAUUUCAUGGAAGGUGAGAAAAAUAAACAGAAAUCUGUUCCAGACAUGGAGAAAAAAGAUGUAGCUUUGGAGCUAAUUGGUUAUGACAAAGAGAAUGCAAAUAAAAUGCUACAACCAUUGCCGGACCCAUCUACAGAUGAAAAAAGCAACAAAGAUACCACAGUUUCUGUGAAGACUUCUGUUAAUAGGGAUCCUAAAAUGUCUAUAGAAACACACAGCCAAUAUAUAAAAGAUACCCAUAAGGAGUCUGUUGAACCAAAUGAAGUGAAUAUUAAAGUGAGCAGUGAACAAACAAAUAUUACAGAAGAGCUGACAGUGUGUGAUAAAAACCUUUCUACAUCACUGAAUAAUUUAAAUAUAAAGCCUAUAAGCACAGUAUUGUUAGAAAAUGCAAACCAGGAUAUGAGGCAAAAUACCUGCGUACAAUUUACCACUAAUGAGAUGGUGUCUGACAUUUCUCGUUUGAAUGAAAAUGAAGAAUGUAAACCUAGAGAGAUGGUUGUUUUACAAGAGAAUGGUGAAAUGCAUGACCAUGCUGAUGUCACUAUGGAAAGCUUUGAUCAAAAUGUUAUACAAGUAGGGUCAACAUAUGUGCAGACUGACUACCUGAAUAACCAAACAGCCGUUCUCAGUGAUACCUGUUCAGAAUAUAACAAGUCUGGACUUUUACUUCACAAUAACUUAGAGAUUGAAAAAAUCCAGAAAAACAUAGCUGGGUUUACAAAUGAACUACAAACAGACCAACAAAUUCAUACUGUCAUUGCAACCACCAAUUUAGCAUCACAGGUGACAUCAUACACUGCAACAAUAGAUCUAAAUGGGAACAGAGACUGCAAGCUAGAAACACAACAAAGUUUAUGUGAGAAGGACACUGUCUGUGAAAAUAAAACCGCUGACCCCCUUCAUAGAGUUAACAAUGGACUUGGCAGAAUUGCAGCUGAUAAAAUUGCUGAUGUUAGCACUCCAGUUAUAAUGCCCAACCAACCACUGUCAGCUGCCAAAAACAUAAGCCACACAAUGUCUAUUCAGCAGAGUGACGCAAUAAAUGUAACACCGCUUGCAAUAUAUAAUAACCUUCUCCAACAUGUUAAAAACCUUGGUGAAGAUGAUUCUCCAGCCUCUAGAACUGAGGACGGAUCUGUUGAUGGCCGUAAGGACUCAGAAAUUGAUAAACAGAUAAAGAAAAUCAAUGAAAAUGACGAGAAAGCUUUCAGUGAUACAGAUGAUGGCAAACUAGGUGCUUUAGAGGGAAAACCUGAAGAUCCACCCCCAGCUAAUAAACAUGGGAUGAUAAAGCAUGACAUAUUUGAAAAAGAAACAGACCAAGAUUAUGGCAAAGAUGCUUCAAAGGAUACAAAUGACAAUCAUGUGACAGCCACUCAGGAUUUCACUACUUCUGGGAGAGACGUGGACGGCAACAUUUCUUUUGGCAGUACUACUGAUAGACACAGAAAUCUUCAUGGAAGAUUUGAGGAGGAAAGUGAACCAAUACAUAACAAAGGAAGGGAAAGUUACCAAACAAAAGACCAAAAUUUCAGUGCCAAAGCCCAAGAGGAAAACUUGCUUGUGCAGGAGACACUGGACAAACUUCCAAGUAAAAAUAAGAUCAUGCAAAUAAUUGAAAGCCCUCUGGCAAAGGAUAAACUAGAAGAGAAAACUGCAGUUAUCUUCUCACAAGAUCAUCAAAACGCUACUUGCAAAUCUGAAUCUAUUUACCCUGUUUUAGCUAAUUCUUCUAAUGCCUGCACUUUGCCAACUGCUGCAUCACCUGUUAACUCUUCUCAGUGUAUGGAAGAACCAAAUGAAGCACAAAAUGAUAUCGAGAAUGACACCAAUAAAUGUCAGUAUCCGAUUGCUCAAAUCCAAGAAGCGAACAAACAGACUGAAAUGUCUUUAAGUUGUCAGCCAUCCAGUUUCAGACCCUGUCAAGAAACUGAGCCAACAGAAAAAGCAAAUGUCGACUAUGGCUCGGGUCAUAUAUCUGAAGCAUCCAUUUGUACCACUUAUGAAUUUGAACAUAAUCUUAAAUCCAAAUUAAGUUUGCUAAUGGACAAAGGCACACCUCAAUCUACAGAAAUGGUGGAUGCCUGUGGAAUACAUGUCAUAUCAGAUCAUACAAUAGUACAAUCUGAUCCAUCUUUACAACUGGGAUACAGAAGCAAAGAAAAUGAAGGAAUCCAAAACAAUAUUUGUUUGACUGAAGCAGACUGUGGAGAAUAUCCUUCAGAGUUGAAUAGAUCUACUGGGAUUUCCUCUGGAGAAGAUGACACAGAAACAUCCAGUCCUUUAGUCUCAAGUGGCCUCACAAGCUUGAAUAUUGGAUCAUUGGAAACUCUGUCAGUAUUAAAUGAAUGUAAAUCAGAUAUGGAUGGAGCUAUUCAUACAGAUGUCCCUGGUGACUUUUCUCACCUUGCAUUUUCUAAAAUAAACACAUCACCUUGCACUAUGUCUAACAAAGCUCACUGUUCUACCCAUACCGUUUCUGAAUGUGUACCACCUACCGGGGCACUUGCUGAGUCACAUUUGACAGAAUCCCAAGAGUUCCCACCUAAUGGAUUACCCUUCAGAUUAAGAUCGGAAUCUUUUCCACAAACACUUGUUUCUAGCACCAAGACCAUGUGUAACAUAGAAGACCAUUCAAAUAUAGAGUCAACGGAUCGCUCACAACAUAGUGUAGCAGGCUGCAAAAUAAACAGUUGUUUUGCUGAUCCCUACCAAGCACCAAACUGUUUUGUAAAUGCCCAAGAAAACACUGUUGGACAUGCACAUUUCAAGGAUGAUGGCACUGACAAUAAAUCCUACAUUCCCAAUAUACUGCCAUCUAAUCUUCACAGCAGUUUAUUUAACGACUCAUCAACACAAACACAGACAUCAGUAGAAGAUAUGGUUGAGAAUAAAGAAGGUCUUCACUUUUCCUCAAGUGACAUUAAUCCCUUUGUUCACUCUUGGCAGCAGGAAGUUAGUCCCAGGGCUGGGUGGAGGAACUGUUCAUUUUACAGUGCCAGUGAUGUAUCUUGCAGUAAGUUUCAGGCUACAGCUGAUAAAUUAAUAAGGUGCUCUAGUGUUAAUGAAGGGCUCAAUUGUCACAGCUCUCCUUUUAAUUCUCAUCUUAGUUCCUAUGCAAAUGCUAAACAAGCAUCCAGCACAAUAAGCAGCUUUGGAGGAAAUGAUUCCAGGCACGAUUUAAAUUCGCUUGAUGGUUUUCAAGCUCAUCUAUUGGACGAAACUGAUGCUAUACACAGAAGAAAUGAUAUGGAAUUUGUUGGAACAUCUGGGUCACAAGUAAGAUUUGAAGACGAUUCCCAGCUAGAUGAAAUAAUGAUCCUCUACACUUCAGAGUCAGAGACUUGUACUGAAAAUGACCAAAGAAUGUCUUAUGAACAAAGAACACACACUAAGCCUAGAUAUCGUAAGACCAGCAAGCACCAAAGAAGUAACACAGAUGUGUCAUCCUCAAGGCAAGUUAGGCAGCAGAAAUCAUUUCCUUGGUCCAAUGUUCAGAGCAUGUCCUUGCAUUUAUCACAGCUGUUACAGGAAACCUCAGAACUGCUGGGAAAUUUGUCCCAACAGCGUGAAAAUGUCCCUUUUGAUGCUAUUGGAUUACAGAAAGAUGCUGCAGAAUCGGUUGACAAAAAAUCAGUCAAAGACGCUUUUACCCAAACUUAUGAAGAUAAAGGUAUUCAGACGGAUAAGCUAAACAUUAACAGUGCACAAAACUAUGGCACAGAAAUGAACAGUUUCCUAAGCCCCUCAGAAAUAAAUGUUAUUGUGAAGGUAGUUGGAGCAGAUUCAUCGGUUCAUAUUCCACACAAGAGUCAUUUAACAGGGGCACAAGAUAGUGAUCAAAAAACAAAAGUUAGGAGACAAAGCCUUCCAAACUUGCAUGACUAUGUGCCUUCUAAACCAGCAGAGCAUGAGUCUAAAUCAUCACAUGUACGAGCAUCUGCCCCAUUCCUAAAUGGCUCAAAAGACAUGUCAUCUAGAUCUCUUCAAAUUUCCUCACCUCGAAGUCCUCCUGUUUCAGCCAUUUUCAAGAAGUUCUCAAGGGAGAUUUCUCCUGCUGUAGUAAAUAAACCUUCAUCUGGUGUUGUUCAAACUAUGAGAUGCCACACUGCUAAUCAAGGAAACAGCAUGAUGGUUGAUCGGGCUUCAUCACCAAUUCUAACACUAAGGGCAAGUAAAAAGCCUUUUGAUAAAUUUGGACCUGAAAAUCAUUCCAAUGUACAAAACCUUGAGAAAGUAUCUCAACAUAGGAAAAGGAGAGAGCGCAGAAAUCAUGAUCUACAAGUCGCCACUUCUCAAAUAGAAACAGACAGUGAAAGCAUUUUUUCUUCUGAUCAGGGAAAUCGAGAAAAUGAAUUUGAAGGUGGGCAUUGCAGCUCUCUCAGAGAAUCUCCUAAAAGAAGAAUAGCAACACAUCAAGUUCAGAGAUACAAGAGUGAAGGUUGCAUUCUGCAAAACAAACACUCUCCCUUUACCAACCAAUUUAGUAGCAACUCAGAGAUUUCAGGUUAUGAAGACAGAGAAGAUAGAAAAGACUAUUUUAGAUCCAUCCAACCCAAAAAGGUACCUGCAUCCACAUUUGCUGCUUUACCGGCAUGGGAACGCCCUCAGUCACUUGAAAAUAUCUCUCAGGUGGCACAACCUGUACUGGACAGACACAGGCAGCUCCUAACAAGAACAACAAGGAAAGAUUAUGGCGCUGAUGAGAAUGAUAUUGUUAGUAGUACCAUAAAUUCAAGUUAUCCAUGUGCAAAAAUUGAAAACUACCCAUUCUCGCGUUCUCAAGUAAGUGGCUUUGACUUGCAAUUGCAAGAAGACAGCUUAUCUGUAGUGGAGAGUGAAUGUAAUACCGACAUUCUUUUAGGUCAAGAGCCCACUUUGGCAAACAGUCACAAGUCACAUAAUUAUAGCUUGCAGGAUCUGCCACUUCAUAAUAAGUUCAGCAAUUGGUCUGGGGUUCAAGGUAGUUUACCAAGAAAUGUACAGUUGCUGUUGAGCUAUCCCAAUCUGAGUAUGAAACGGAGUCCCUCUAAUCCAUCUCAGGAAGAGGUGGAAAGCCGAUCUCGUGAGAUUGAAAGGCUGCAGCGGGAGCGUGCAGAGAUCAUGUCUGCAGUACACCUGGAGAUUAAUCCACAGCCCCUUACUGUACAGCUAGCAGAAGCCAAGCUGAGCUAUGGAAUUGGAGAAACUGAUGCACUACUGAGAGUGAUACAGACAGGAAAGAUGGAUCAUCAGGAUCAGGUUUCCAUAAAGAAACAGCUAUAUGAAAGGCACAUGAAAGCGAUAGAAAAUUUGCGCAAGGAAAGAGAAGAGCGACUGCAAAGUUUUAGAAGAAGCCGCAGCCUCAGCCCCCAGAAACAAUUGAGUGCCUCUCAAACAUCGCUGUCAUCAUUAAGAGACUCUGAUUUGCCCAGUAGGCGCAGGGAGUACCUUCAGCAGCUGAGAAGAGACGUUGUGGAUAGCACCAGAAUUCAGGAACCAAAAAGAAGGGCAGCUCAGUGUCCUUCAGAAAUUGAAGCAAUGCUGAAGGAUUAUCAGAAGGCUCGGGAAGAGGCCAGGACUGAGAUUGCCAGAGCAAGGGACAAGUUACGUGAGAGGGCAGAGGUGGAGAAGAGACGCCUGCUGCAGGGCACUUUGCAGAAGGAGGAUACCAAAAUGAAGACACUUGUAAGCACCAGCACUUUAUUUACCAAUUCCAGCCUCAGUCUGUCCUCGGGACCAACGUCAGGGUAUAACAGUGGCAUUACAAACACCCCUGCCAAGGGCAAUAAGAUCAAUGUCCAUGAGGCUAAGACUUCACCAAUGGGCUUGGACUUGGAACUGGGAUCUGGAAGAGGAAGAUCUGCAGUGAGGAACAGUUAUCUUUUGGUGCCCACCCUGAAUGCAUCAGCCUCUGACCCAAACAUAAACCAGCCACCUCCCGAGAAAAGUUCAGCGGCUGAGGUAUCACCAGCACACAGUGGUCACCCACAUGGUCCCCUCCUGCAGUCUACGCCAGUAUUAUAUCAGGAUUUUGCAACCCAGGUUCAAGCCAGUGCAAUGGCAGAGGUAAUGGCCGCUUGUUCAUACGACAUAAAGAACCUGUUCAGUGGCCAGGCGGCAGCAGGUUGGAUAUACCAGACAACAGAGAAGGAUGUAUUGGUAUAUUACAAGGCCUUCUCAUCGCCCACCAAGCAUGGCUUUAUUGGGGCUGGGGUCAUUAAGAGGCCUCUACAUAAUGUCUGGGAUAUGGUAAAAGACGUCCAUGCAAGGGGGCUGUAUGACCAGUCCAUCCUGAGCGCUUGUGUACACCAGAGAGUAAGCAGCACUGUUCAGCUGGUCCAUGUGGUGAUGGAUAUGUCACUUUGCUACCUAAAGCAACCCAGGGACUUCUGCUGCAUCACUGUGGAGUCCAAAGAGGCCGUUCUGUCUAUCUUGUGCUUCCAGUCGGUGUACAAUGAAUCUAUGCCACGUCCUAACAAGGAUGCUGUAAGGGGAGAGAUCCUGCCCAGUGCCUGGAUACUGCAGCCUGAUAGCAGCAAUGGAGAAACAGUCACACGGGUCAUUUAUAUGGUCCAGGCUGAUCUUGGAGCUCCAGCUAUUCCCUCCAGGCUACUCGGUGUGGUCAGUAAGCGGCAGCCUCUGGUGAUUUCAGGCCUGGCCAAUUUCUUCUCUAGGUAACACAGUAUUCAGCACCAGGGGCUACAAUCAUUCCAGGAUCACCGUCACAGAACCGUGAAGGGAUCCUGGCAACACAAAGUACAGUAUGUCUGUAGCACACUCUCGUGUAAGAUUUGGCAGCUAUCAUGCUUGCAAGACAAUCAUUUUUAGUUGAAUUUUUCCUGUGGAUGCUUUGAAAAAGUUUUUAAAAAGCUUUCCUAUUCUGCACACAUC